GGAGAUUCAACUCGUUACUCGCCGUGUGCUCUGACAGUUGCUUGCCCCUUGUAAUCAGCUGUUCUCUGUUCUCUACGCUGCGCUGCUCCAGGUCGCCGUGCGCGUGUUUGCCGUCCGUAUCGCUGACACUAAAUACAACAAUUUUUGGAGCCGCUCCCAGCGUCAACCAGGCCACAUUUCAGCAUUCCACCACCCACCUCCUUCGCGCAACCGCAACCCCCGUCGUCACCGCCCAACACCACCCUCUUCCCUUCUGAUGCACGACAUAUAGACUUGUUACCCAUUGGCAACCGUCGGUUCGCCUCCUUCCCUUCUCAUCCAAUAUGCCCACCCCACGCUCGUUACGACGCCAGAAUCCCAUCACUUUCGUCCUCGCCGGCAUCCUCUGCAUUGGCUUCUUUCUUUUCUUCUUCUCGUCGUCCGGUGAUGACACACCCGCCGGCGCUGGGACCCGGCAGACCAAAGACACGGCUUCGAAUGUGCUGUCGCCGCCCUCGCUCCCCUUCCGCAAGUCGAAGUCGAAUGCUCCCGCUGCCGCACCCCCCGUCGUGCACUACCACCUGAACAACCUCACGACGUCGAGGACCCCAAUAGAAAAUAGCGAGACUGUUCUUAUCCUCACACCCCUCGUGCGCUUCUAUCAGGAGUACUGGGACAACCUGCUGAAGCUCAACUACCCGCACGAAUUGAUUUCUCUCGGCUUCAUCAUCCCCAAGACGAAAGAAGGCAAUGCCGCAUACUCGGCGCUGCAGGCUCAGGUCACUAAGACGCAGAGCGGGCCCAAGAACAAACGCUUCGCCAGCGUGACCAUCCUCCGCCAGGAUACCGAGUCCCCUCUCCAAUCCCAGAGCGAGGCAGAAAGGCACAAGAUGGAGAACCAGAAGGUGCGACGAGCGGCUAUGGCAAAGGCCCGCAACUCGCUUCUCUUCACCACCAUGGGCCCCACCACGUCCUGGGUUAUGUGGCUGGAUGCCGACAUCAUCGAGUUCCCCCCAACAUUGAUCCAGGACCUCGCCGCAUAUGACGUCCCUAUAAUCGCGCCAAAUUGCUUCCAGCGCUUCUAUAAUAAUGACGAGAAGAGCAUGGACAUCCGACCAUACGACUACAACAAUUGGAUUGACAGUCUGACCGCCAAGGAAAUGGCGGCCAAGAUGGGCAAAGACGACAUCCUCCUUGAGGGUUAUGCGGAGAUGGCGACAUAUCGCAGUCUCAUGACUAAGAUGUACGACUCCACUGCUGACCCAGGCGCCAAAGUGGAACUAGACGGCGUUGGAGGAGCGACACUGUUAGUUAAAGCAGAAGUGCAUAGAGACGGCGCCAUGUUCCCUGCCUUCCCCUUCUACCACCUUAUUGAGACGGAAGGCUUUGCCAAGAUGGCAAAUCGGUUGAGCCACAAAAGCUACGGGCUCCCGAAUUAUCUUGUAUAUCACUACAACGAGUAGCCGCUUCCUCAAAUUGUCUCUUCUUCUUUCUCCUUCUACUCUGGGAUUUCUUUGCUAUGGUCAUUGGGUGGUGUUAGGAGAGCCGGAGCCCUCCCUCAUGAUUUUGUGUAUCCUGCUAUUUGCGAUUGGGACUGAUGCUGGUACCUGUCGAUUGUACUACGUAGCCUAGCCCUUCUUGCCCCUCUCUAGAUUUUUUUACGGCAAGGAAAGCUUUGCUGGACGCACUAUGGAGAAGACUGAGGAGUAAAUGCAGCCCAUUUAGUUCAAAAGGUUCUCCGAGUGUCUGACAUAAUAUGGAGACUAGGUCCACUUGAAGAAACGCUAUGUG
This is a messenger RNA of Lindgomyces ingoldianus, 1770 nucleotides long. RefSeq names its product alpha-1,6 mannosyltransferas-like protein subunit. Gene Ontology annotation, biological process: protein N-linked glycosylation; cell wall mannoprotein biosynthetic process. The coding region runs from base 324 to 1442 and encodes 372 amino acids. Gene Ontology annotation, cellular component: mannan polymerase complex. Gene Ontology annotation, molecular function: alpha-1,6-mannosyltransferase activity. The transcript is spliced from 2 exons. NCBI's taxonomy places the organism in Eukaryota, Fungi, Ascomycota, Dothideomycetes, Pleosporales, Lindgomycetaceae. The record is from RefSeq and is a predicted model, not a curated record.